Acipenser ruthenus (sterlet) is the source of this 3462-nucleotide messenger RNA. RefSeq names its product sodium/hydrogen exchanger 10-like. Gene Ontology annotation, molecular function: monoatomic ion channel activity; sodium:proton antiporter activity. Gene Ontology annotation, cellular component: membrane. Lineage: Eukaryota; Metazoa; Chordata; Actinopteri; Acipenseriformes; Acipenseridae. The coding region runs from base 1 to 2922 and encodes 973 amino acids. The record is from RefSeq and is a predicted model, not a curated record. Gene Ontology annotation, biological process: proton transmembrane transport. The transcript is spliced from 21 exons.
AUGAGUUUAAGACUAUAUGAAGUUUUCCUGGAAAAUCAACCGUUUCCAAGGGUUGGUAAUAAUAUUAGUGAACAUUCAAGGGAGCUUGUUAUUCUUGGACACAAUCUUCCACAUAUCAUUCUUUUUAUAUUCGGAUCCUGUAUCAUUGGAGCUCUCUUCAGGUCCCUUGAAAAGAAAGUUAAACUGCCUUACACCGUUCUUGUGUCAAUGUUUGGAAUCAUAUUGGGAAGUAUUAAAUAUGAUGAGUAUGCCAGUUCACCAACUUCGCCAACCCUGAAGACAACCAGCUACCUCAAGGAGAAGAACAACCAAGUGCGGGAUUCACUAAUUCUGACAGAUAAAGAAAAAAGGCACAUGUAUAUCAUGGAGGAAGGCAUCUUGGGAAAGAAAUGCAAUUACACAUACAACAGAGGUUGCACUAAAUAUACCUGCCAAGGCAUGGGUGGAACUCCAACAGAUGCCGGAAUAGAGGGGUUAGACUACACAAGCAUCCACAUCAAGGUUAAACAAUACACUAAGGAAAUGGCCAAUAUUGACCCUGUCCUACUAAUCCAUGCAUUUAUGCCAGUGUUAAUAUUUAGUACAGCUUUUGAAAUCGAAUCUCAUAUAUUUUGGAAAUCACUGUUACAGGUGGCAUUGCUAUCUAUCCCAGGAUUUUUGAUUAACUGUACUUUAACUGCAGUGUUAGCUGUUAAAGUUUACACCUACAACUGGGACUGGUAUACUGCCAUGAUGUUUGCAGCCAUAGUCAGUCCCACAGACCCAAUCAUAUCUGUGUCUUUACUAAGAAACAUAGGGUCUGCAAAAGCCCUAACUCUUUUAAUUGAAGGAGAAUCUCUGUUUAAUGAUGGCACCUCUAUCAUUAUGUUUGAAAUCUUCCGAGAUCUUGCUAUUGAUCCUUAUGAUAUUAUAGCAUCUGAACUUGCAAUAAAACUGGUUUUAAAAAUUUUCGUGAGUCCUCUGUUUGGAUUUCUAAUGUCAAAGGUUGUAAUGUUUUGGCUAUCGUAUAUCUUCAAUGAUGGACUGAUUGAAAUAACCAUGAGUCUAGCAAUUACUUACAUUACCUUUUACAUAGGUGAGAUCUUUUCCGAGUGGCUUGGAAUGUCUGGUGUCAUUUCUGUUACUAUGUUGGGUCUUCUCUUGGAUACAGUAAACUUCAGCCCAGAAAUUGAAGUGUUCUUAUUACGCUUCUGGGAGAUGCUGACAUACCUGGCAAACACUCUGAUCUUUAUCAUUGUUGGAGUAGUAAUAGCUGAGAGAUCAUUUGAACACUUGGCAGUCAACGAUGGCUUUUACAUUGUCGUACUCUACUUUGCGUUAAAUAUUAUAAGGCUUGUAAUGAUAAUAGUGUUGUCCCCGUUACUGUCACGUAUUGGUUAUGGAUUCAAUUGGCGUUGGGCAUCAGUAUCUAUCUGGAGUGGAAUCAGAGGAGCUUUCAGCUUAAAUUUAGCACUCAUGGCAUUUCAAUCAGAAGGUUUAGAUAAAGUGACUGUUAAAAACAAGAUUCUGCUGCAUACAUCAGGGAUGGUAGUGCUCACUCUGCUAAUUAAUGCUACUACAAUGACAUGGUUACUCAAACUUUUAGGUCUGUGUGAUAUUUCUGCACCAAAACGCAUGGCAAUGUACAGUGCAGUCCAGCGAGUGCGCGACAGUGAAGAAAACACCUUUUCCAUGCUGAAAAUUGAUCGAUUUCUUGCCGACGCAAAUUGGAACAUGGCUGAAAAAAUAGUCAAGAUUGCAGACCCUUACAAUACAACAGACGAAAAGGUAAAUGUCAGCGUGGAAGAAUUUUCCCCAAUAGCUCGAACAAGCAAAUGCCCUGACUGUGAAAAGAGCAUCCCAUGUGAACCAUCCCCACGUGAGAUGGAAGAUAUGCUGGAAGAGGCCCGCAUGCGUAUUCUAAAGGCACAAAAGACUAGUUACUGGAGGCAGUACAGCUCUGGGAUGUUAAACAGACAUGCUGCAAGGACUCUGAUUAGCACCACUGAGAACAUAACUGAUUACAAAGGGAAAUUCAUGACUGUCAAGGAUGUGAAGAAAUACUGGGAAUUAAAAGGUGUUUUUGUCUUUCUAAGAAGGAAGCUGGAGGACUGGAUGUAUGAUGUUAAAGUGGACAAGUUGAAACCAUCAAAAAACUUCAUCUUGAAGAGGUGCUACCAAAUUGUGUUUAGUAAUACAUUUGAAUAUUUCAUCUAUACCUUAAUAUUGCUGAAUCUGUUCCCCAUUAUACUGGAGUAUAUUCCUGAACAAAGUUUGGAACUUGACCAGGAGCUCAGAUUUGCCAACUACAUUUUCUUUACGUCUUAUUUAAUGGAGGCUUCACUUAAGGCCCUAGCCAUGAGGAGAGCAUAUCUUUUCAACCACUGGAACCAGUUUGACCUGUUUAUCAUUUCAAUGGCUGCUGUAGACAUUAUUUUUGAUCAGCUCUUUGGAUUUUCAGACCUUAACAUACACAUGAUCAAAAUUGUAAGAGUGUUUCGAAUGUUUCGCCUUACGAGGGCCCUGCGUUUGGUUAAGAUUAUGAUACCCAGACUUAUUGAGCUGCUCAACAAGCAAAUAAACAAACAACUAAGCUUUGGUUAUGACAUUGGAAAAGGAUAUGUUGUUGGGGAAGAAGAUAUAAGCAAGAUUGUUGACCACAUUUCUGAUGAAAAGUCUAUUGCCCAGAAACUAAGAAAUAUACUGGAGAAAAACAGGCAAGAAGCUGUCAGAGAACUUGGGCUGCUGCAGCGAGACCAUCCAGGAAUUGCCAUCUCUGUUAAAACCAGGCAGGCAAUCAGAACAGUUCUGAACAGCGAGAGAGACACUAUUCAUGCUCUCAUGUCUGGAGGGCUCCUUGAUGACAAUGAGGCUUUAAAGCUUGAAAAGGUACAGUGCGCUCUACAUUACUUUGCUUUUGUUCCAGCACAGGGCCUGGUAUGAAGUCAAAACGCAUGUCUUUGUUAGAACUACUGGACUCCUGCUGUUUAAUCAGUCUCUGAACACAAUUAAACCAAUUAAGGUAAUUAGUUACAAAUCAUCACGUAACUACUGAAGUAUUAUUAUAUAUGUAUUUUUAAUCUUUGAGGCUGUAAAAUUGUAAAACCCAGGUUUGUCAAAGAAUGCUGUAGGUAAACCUAUGCUUUGUGAUAUGGAGAAAUACAUGACCUCAGUAAGCAAAAACAGAUUUUUAACCAUCAUCUUUUCACUCUCCUCUUAUUCCAGCAUUUCUGUGAUGUCCUUAGCAAUAUUUAAUACUUAUGAAACCAUGUGAGUUUAGAAGAAUAGCCAAAGGGAAGUGUACACACAUAUAAUAAUAUCAACAGCUCAGGUUAUUGUUUCAACUGGGACCUAAAUAUUUAAACAUGCAUUGUUAAGUUAAGCUUACAAAAAGCAAUAGUAGCAGUUUGUUGCUGACUCUACCCACUACCUUGCUGCACAGAGGAAUCUAGCGACUGGCAAGUUCAGUUUUGAUUGUUUCUU